CGCAAUUUUAUCAAAAUCGAUCCCAACAAGGAGAUCGUGCUGGACGUCAGUAGCACGAGCUCGGACAGCGACGAGAAUUAUGUAACCCCGUUGACAGAAUUACGGGAACGUGAAUUGAAGAAGAAGCUGAAGGAGGCUAAGAAAAAGCGCAAGGAGAAGAAGUCCAAGAAGAAGCGUAAGAAACGCGAGAGGUCGGACAGCAGUGACAGCGAGUCCGAGUCAGAAGCGUCCAGCGAGGAAGAAAAGAGACAUAAACAUAAAAAGAAAAAGAAAAGCUCCAAACAUAAGAAACGUAAGAAGCAUAAAAAGGACAGUUCAUCCGAGAGCAAUGAGGACAGUGAUAAAAAAUAAAUUGUGAUCGCUCAUGGCGGCUGAAAGAAUCCAAGCAUCGGAUUGGUCUACGAGCUAAAAUUACUGCACGUGUCAACCAAUCGGGUGGAUUUAGAUGACGCUACGCCAUUUUUUAUUGAUCCGCUAUAUUCAUCAUCACAUACUGCUCGAGGAAAUAUAGACAAAAGAUUUUCUUGAAGGAGAGAAGAAUUAUUUUGCGAAUUAUUAAUAACAAUGACGCGACAUGCGAGGAAUUGUACUGCGGGUGCAGUGUACACGUAUCACGAGAAAAAGAAAGAUGCUGCGGCAUCAGGUUAUGGUACUAACACUCAACGAGUGGGUAAAGAUUCUGUCAAGGAUUUCGACUGCUGUUGCUUGACUCUACAACCUUGUAGGAAUCCAGUAAUAACAAAGGAUGGCUAUCUAUUUGAUAAAGAGUCGAUACUGGAAUAUAUUUUGACUAAAAAGAGGGAAUAUACAAGAAAAUUAAAGGAGUAUGAAAAGCAGAAGCAGAAAAAGGAGGAACAGUUGCAAGAACAAACUGCUAAUGAAGAAUUGAAGAAGCUGCAGAAUUUUCUGAAAGAUGAAAAAACUAUUGUAUCAAAUGGUUUGAGCACAACGGACGGAGUUUCUGUAUCUAAUAUGAAAAAUGGCAAAGACAAAGUGUUACCAAGCUUCUGGAUACCUUCUAAGACACCGGAAGCAACGGAAACCUCCUUACAGAAGCCUGACAAGACUAUCUAUUGUCCUGUCAGUGGAAAUCCAUUGAAAGUGAAAGAUUUGAUUCCUAUAAAAUUCACACAAGUUAAGGAUCCAGAUGACAAGAGAUCGCUUAUCGUCAAACAAGCACGAUACAUGUGUCCCAUUACACAUGACAUCCUGGGCAACAAUGUGCCUUGCGCUGCGAUAAAGACAACCGGCGAUGUGGUCACUAUGGAAUGUGUGGAAAAAUUAAUAAAAAAAGACUGGAUUAAUCCCUUGGACAAUUCUAAACUAACGCCAUCUGAUAUUAUCCUUUUACAAAGAGGUGGUACUGGUUAUGCAUCUGUUAAUGACUCAUUAGAGGGUAAGCACGAAAGACCGGUGUUGCAGGCGUGAGGGGCAAUUUGUAUAACUUUAUGGUAAAUAAGUUUUUCAGGUGUAAUUAAGGAUGUACAAAUUUGAAUGUAGAUAAAAAUCUGCAAAUUAAUUAAGCAUUAAUUAUUAUUUAUGUAUUUUAUUUAAUACAUUUAUUUUCAAAUAAAAUAUGUUCAAACAUUACAA
Messenger RNA from Formica exsecta, 1593 nucleotides. Its product is annotated as nitric oxide synthase-interacting protein homolog. The record is from RefSeq and is a predicted model, not a curated record. Gene Ontology annotation, molecular function: ubiquitin protein ligase activity. The transcript is spliced from 6 exons. Gene Ontology annotation, cellular component: nucleus. Bases 565 to 1428 code for a protein of 287 amino acids. Lineage: Eukaryota; Metazoa; Arthropoda; Insecta; Hymenoptera; Formicidae.